AUGCUUUCUGCAAUCGCGCGCGAUCCUCGUCGGAAAACAGGCUGGCUAAAAGCGCGCGUACAACACGAGCGUGAUCAGAAACGACGAUAUUGCUGUGACAGUGAGAUGGGCGGCGUGCUGAUAGAGACGGAGAACCGAGCUGUUUUCAACGCUAUCGGUCCUGGAUGCAAACAAACCGCUUUCGUCAAAGAUGAAGAGUUGGAAUGUACCCGCGAAGAUCUCGCAGGCACACCUCAUAUCAGCGAACUGCAGACUGAUGACGAUGUGAUCGCUCCUUUCAGCAUGGAAGAACUGGGUGUUCGACAAACAUGGAAGCGUCUGAUCGACGGCCAGUGCGGCAUCGUUUCCAUCAAAGAUAGAAGCCCAGAAUUUGCGUUGCUACCAAGUCAGGUGGCUGGCCUGGUUCCUCAAGGUAGCAAAAGCGAUGGCGGAUGGAAUACGAAGGAGCAUCUGAGUCCUACUGACGAACGACGUAUGGCGCGGUUCGCACAAUAUGCCAUGGUUGCAUCUGAGGAAGCUCUGAAUGAUGCUGGGUGGUUUCCGAAGAAAGAAGACGAUCUUGAGGUCACAGGAGUGUAUAUGGGAUCUGGCAUCGGCAGCUUGGACGAUGUGUACGAUACUACAGUUGCUUAUGAGAAAGGCGGAUACCGAAAGGUGUCUCCACUAUUCGUUCCGCGGCUGCUGAUCAAUCUCGCUGCAGGUCAUAUAUCUAUGCGGUAUGGCUUCAAGGGGCCGAAUCACGCAGCAACUACAGCAUGUACGACCGGAGCACACAGCAUCGGAGACGCUUCACGGCUGAUCCAAUUUGGCGAUGCCGAUGUAAUGAUAGCUGGUGGAGCUGAAUCAUGCAUCCAUCCUCUCGCCAUAUCGGGUUUUGCUAGGGCUAGAAGUCUGGCUACCGAGUUCAACGAUCGACCCACAGAGUCAAGUCGGCCAUUCGAUCGAGAAAGGGAUGGUUUCGUCAUUGGCGAGGGGGCUGGAGUUGUGGUUCUCGAGGAACUCGAGCACGCAAAGAAGCGAGGUGCCAAUAUAUAUGCUGAAGUUGCCGGGUACGGAUUGUCCAGCGACGCACACCAUAUGACAGCACCUCGCGAAGAUGGUCAAGGCCCACGUCUCGCCAUGAAGCACGCACUGCGGCAUGCUGGUAUCAAGCCUAGCGCUGUCGACUAUGUUAACGCCCAUGCUACAAGCACCCCACUGGGUGAUGCUGCGGAGAAUCGAGCCAUCAAAGAACUGCUGUUAGGCGAAGACGGAAAAAAUACAGCUUCUGAAAUCAACAUCAGCAGUACCAAGGGGGCGAUUGGACAUCUAUUGGGUGCCGCAGGCAGCGUUGAGACCAUAUUCACAGUACUUGGGAUGCAUCAUAACACCUUACCUCCGACUCUCAACCUUCAUAACCCAGGCGAUCCAGCGGAUGACUUUGAUUGCAACUAUGUUGCUAAUGCUGCUCAACAGCGCAGCGUCAAUGUGGCUCUCUCGAACAGCUUCGGCUUUGGUGGCACUAACGCAUCUCUUUGCUUUCGCAAGAUUUGA
Alternaria atra is the source of this 1533-nucleotide messenger RNA. RefSeq lists its product as uncharacterized. The coding region runs from base 1 to 1533 and encodes 510 amino acids. The record is from RefSeq and is a predicted model, not a curated record. Gene Ontology annotation, molecular function: 3-oxoacyl-[acyl-carrier-protein] synthase activity. Gene Ontology annotation, biological process: fatty acid biosynthetic process. Lineage: Eukaryota; Fungi; Ascomycota; Dothideomycetes; Pleosporales; Pleosporaceae. The transcript is spliced from 8 exons.